This is a messenger RNA of Canis lupus familiaris (dog), 1409 nucleotides long. It is a transcript of the gene PTGR3, whose product is annotated as zinc binding alcohol dehydrogenase domain containing 2. The record is from RefSeq and is a predicted model, not a curated record. Gene Ontology annotation, molecular function: zinc ion binding; oxidoreductase activity. Lineage: Eukaryota; Metazoa; Chordata; Mammalia; Carnivora; Canidae. Gene Ontology annotation, cellular component: mitochondrion.
GGCUGGGCGCGACCCCGGCCGGCGGCGGCGCAGACAGCGGGCAGAGGCGCGGGCCAUGCUGCGGCUGGCGCCCGCCGGGGCCCGAGCCAUCGUGGACAUGUCGUACGCCCGCCACUUCCUGGACUUCCAGGGCUCCGACAUCCCCCGCGCCAUGCAGAAGCUGGCGGUGACCCGGCUGAGCCCCAACUUCCGCGAGGCCGUCACCCUGCUCCGGGACUGCCCGGUGCCGCUCCCCGGGGACCGAGACCUCCUCGUCCGGAACCGAUUUGUCGGUGUUAAUGCAUCUGACAUCAACUAUUCAGCUGGCCGAUACGACCCUUCAGUCAAGACCCCCUUUGAUGUAGGUUUUGAAGGUGUGGGAGAGGUGGUGGCCUUAGGCCUCUCUGCUAGUGCCAGGUACACUGUGGGCCAAGCUGUGGCAUACAUGGCACCCGGCUCUUUUGCUGAGUAUACUGUGGUGCCUGCGAGUGCCGCAGCUCCGGUGCCCUCCGUGAAACCUGAGUAUGUCACCCUGCCAGUAAGUGGUACCACCGCAUAUAUCAGCCUCAACGAGCUCGGAGGACUGUCAGAAGGGAAAAAAGUUCUGGUGACAGCAGCAGCUGGGGGGACAGGCCAGUUUGCUGUGCAGCUUGCAAAGAAGGCCAAGUGCCAUGUUAUUGGAACCUGCUCUUCUGACAAAAAGUCUGCUUUUCUGAAAUCGAUUGGCUGUGAUCGUCCCAUCAACUAUCACACUGAGCAUGUCAGUACUGUCCUGAAGCAGGAGUACCCCACAGGUGUCGAUGUGGUGUAUGAAUCCGUCGGGGGAGCCAUGUUUGACUUGGCCGUAGAUGCCUUAGCUAUCAAAGGGCGCUUGAUAGUAAUUGGGUUUGUCUCUGGCUACCAAACUCCUACUGGCCUUUCGCCUGUGAAAGCAGGAACAUUACCAGCCAAACUGCUGAAGAAAUCUGCCAGCGUCCAGGGCUUCUUCUUGAACCAUUCCCUUUCUAAGUAUCAAGCAGCCAUGGACCACUUGCUCAAGAUGUAUGCGGGUGGAGACCUGGUUUGUGAGGUGGACCUCGGAGAUCUGUCUGUGGAGGGCAGGUUUCGUGGCCUGGAGUCUGUAUUCCGGGCUGUUGAUUAUAUGUACAUGGGAAAAAACACUGGAAAAAUUGUAGUUGAAUUACCUCGCUCUGUCAACAGUAAGCUGUGAAAACAGAACAAUGACAUAAAUCAAAGGAGAAAGAAAAUGGGCACUUUAUUCCUCAGAAUUACUCAAAUCGAGUGAUUUGUAGGUGGUUCAUGGAUAUAAUAUUUCUUGAAACAAAAGUAAGGUGUUAAUGAAUAAGUUUCUCUUUCUCUUUCUUUUUUCUUUUUCCCCUCCCUUGAAAAAAAUGCUAAUAAAAACUUCUCUCAAUGGCUCAGAGGUAAAA